Molecule: messenger RNA, 5447 nt
Organism: Sesamum indicum (sesame)
Lineage: Eukaryota; Viridiplantae; Streptophyta; Magnoliopsida; Lamiales; Pedaliaceae
Source: RefSeq, a predicted model, not a curated record
UACUCUGUUUCCACCCAUCAUCAUCAUCAUCAUCAUCAUCAUCCUCCUUAUAAGCUCUUUUCCGUAAAUACAAACACUUCUCAAACCUGUAUAUAUAUAUAUAAUAUUAAAUUCACCUCCCGAGAAAAUAGCAACUGAAGGUGGGAAUUGGAAAAGACCUAGAAUUCCUGUAACGACGCUGGCAAGAUCAAUUAUCUAUAAACAACUCUAGUAUUUUUGUUCAUUCACCCAACUCCAACGAGACUUUGUACCAGUUGAUGUGGCUUAGGGAAUGGCAAAUCGAGGUCAAAAAAGAACUGAGGUUGUGGAUGGAUUGCCAGCAGAUAAGCGUGCAUGUAGUUCGUUAGAAUUCAGGCCAAGUUCUUCCAAUUCAUCGGCUCAAACACCAAUGAGUUCUGCUCAUGAAGCCCAGGAUGCUGACAUGGACACAUCAUCUUCCACUUCUGGCUCAACUAGAUCCGAGGGUGACGGAGAGAAAGAAUCUGCAUAUGGCUCUUGUGAUUCUGACAAUAGCAUCCAUGAUUACUAUAGGCAUCGAUCAAUGAGUGAUCAGAGCAAGUUUAAGAAAGUGCUGUCGAGUUUAAGUGAGGAGGUGGAGGAAUCAGGGCAGUUGGCUCUACUCACAGAGCUGUGCGAGUUGCUAUCCUUUUGUACUGAUAGUUCUCUCUCGAGCCUAAUGGUGGACUCAUUUUCUCCAGUACUUGUCCGAUUGGCAAGGCAUGAGAGCAAUCCGGAUAUAAUGCUCCUGGCUAUAAGAGCUAUAACUUACUUGUGUGAUGUUAAUCCCCGAUCCUCAGGCUUUCUUGUGAGACAUGAUGCGGUUCCUGUCCUUUGUCAAAGAUUAAUGGCAAUUGAAUACUUGGAUGUGGCAGAGCAAUGUCUGCAAGCAAUGGAGAAAAUAUCACGUGAACAGCCACUUGCUUGCUUGCAAUCUGGUGCAAUAAUGGCUGUUUUAAGUUAUAUUGAUUUCUUCUCAACUAGUGUGCAGAGGGUUGCACUGUCUACUGUGGUCAAUAUAUGUAAGAAACUAUCUUCUGAAUCUCCUCCACUUUUCAUGGAGGCAGUUCCAAUUUUGUGUAACCUUCUCCAGUAUGAGGAUAGACAGCUUGUUGAGAGUGUGGCCACUUGCUUGAUCAAAAUAGGGGAGCAAGUCUAUUGUUCUGCAGAGAUGUUGGAUGACAUUUGUAAACACGGGCUGGUUCAGCACAUUCUGCAUCUAAUAGGCUUAAAUAGCAGAACCACACUUUGUCAACCAACAUAUAUUGGAUUGAUAGGGUUACUUGUCAAGCUGGCCGCUGGCUCUAUUGUUGCUUUCAGGACACUUUUUGAGCUCAACAUAAGCAACACAGUGAAGGACAUGCUAUCCACUUAUGAUUUGUCACAUGGAACACUGUAUGUUUCCAUGGUGGGUGGGCAUCACAGUCAGAUACAUGAAGUUUUGAAGUUGCUGAAUGAGCUUCUCCCAGCAAUUACUGAAGAACAGGAUGGUGAACAAAAGUCGGACAAAGAAGUUUUUCUUUUGAGCCAUCCUGAUAUUGUGCAGAAGUUUGGAGUUGAUCUACUUCCUAUCUUGAUUCAGGUGGUAAAUUCUGGUGUGAAUCUGCUUAUAUGUUACGGCUGUCUAUCUGUUAUCAAUAAGUUAGUUCGUUUCAGUUCAUCUGGCGCGCUUCAUUGUUUGCUACAAACUGCUAACUUUUCAAGCUUUUUGGCUGGAGUGUUUACAAGGAAGGAUCAUCAUGUGAUAAUUUUGGCCCUCCAAAUAGUUGAUACUAUAACGCUCAAGCUUCCGCAUGUUUACUUGAAUUCUUUUGUCAAAGAAGGUGUCCUAUUUUCCAUCUAUGCGCUGCUUUCUCCAGAUAAAGAUUUGAAGCAGUCUCCUGUUUUUGAUGGCAUCAAGAUGGAAAAUGAUGCAACUCUAAGGUCAGUUACCCGUGAUGUCCAUAGAUGCCCAUGCUUCACAUUUGAUACAGGUCAAUCUGCAAGAUCUCCAGAAAAUGGAACCUGCAAGCUUCAGAAAGACACUGUUCAGAAUCUUGCAAAGCAUAUAUGGAAUACUUACUUUGAAACAGAAUCAGUGAACCCUGAGAAAGGAGUAACUGAUAUUCUUCAGAAGCUCAGAACUUUAUCCAGUGCCUUAACAGCCCUGGUGAACAAGGCCCUGGAAGAGGCAACAUCUAGCCAACAGGAAAAAGAGAUUUAUGAUCUUUUGCACCAAAUCAUGUCUGAGCUUAAUGAUAAAGAUUCUAUCUCCACUUUUGAGUUUGUGGAGAGUGGAAUCAUAAAAGCAUUAGUUAAUUACCUAUCAAAUGGCAGGCAUAUUGUUGGACGAGAAGAUAAUAAUGCAGUAAAUAACUUGUGCAUAAUGGAGAAAAGAUUUGAAUUGUUUGGACGGCUACUAUUAUCCUGUGACAACACAGCUCGAGAGGAAUUUCCACUUCUGAUACUAAUAAGGAGACUACAAAGUGCUCUGUCUUCUGUUGAAAAUUUCCCUGUCAUCUCAAGCCAUACAGCCAGGCGGAGGAACUCUUAUGCCACUGUUCCAUAUGGGCGUUGCACUUCGUACCCAUGUCUCAAAGUUCAGUUUGUGAGGGAGAAAGGGGAGGUCUCUCUUCGUGAUUGUGCUGACGAUGUUGUGAAUGUCGACCCAUUUGUGGCUCUGGAAGAAAUUGAAGGAUAUUUGCUGCCUAGAGUGACUAAUGGUAAAACCAAGAUUUUGAGGUCAGAGUCUAAGGGUUCGAAGGAGAAAGAUAGUUCAUCUUCACAUUCACCGUCAGAUUCAAGCAUUUGUCAAGCCAAAAGUAUAGAUGUUAUAAAGUCCACAGAAAUGCUAGUUGAUUUUCACAAACUGCAGGAUAAGGAAUCAAAUUUGUUGUUGUCUUCACCAGCAGAUACUUCCAGUUCCUCACAAAGAAUUAUGGACUCAGCAGAUGUAGCUGAUGUUCAAACAGAUCCUCUUGAGCCAAAGGAGCAUGACCCCCUUCAAGAGGAUGGUGGUACCAAUUUUGAUCAUCCAGGAUGCAGCGAUUGUGAAGAAACUUCGCCAAAGUUGUUAUUUUACUUGGAAAGCCAGCAGCUGAACUGUAAAUUGACAUUAUAUCAAUCGAUUCUAAACCUGCAAACUGAAACAGACCAUGACAAUAUUUCAAGUGCCAGCUUGUGGAAUCGUAUAUACAAAUUGACUUACAGAAGACCUGUUACAACCAGAGUAAGACAUCCCAAGCCUAGUCAUGAUGAGGCACAAUGUUCUCUUUCAUUAAAAAGAGCCUUAUUCUUUCAGUACACUCCAUAUUUCUGUCCCAUGUUUGCUUCUGAAGUUGACCUUGAGAAACUGGGUCCUACAUAUGAUAUAUUGUCCCUUCUUAAAAGCUUGGAAGGAAUAAACAGAUUGAGAUUUCAUCUAAUGUCCCGUGAAAGAACAUAUGCAUUUGCUGAAGGAAGAACAGAUGAUUUGGAUAAGUUAAAUGUAGUGGUUUCUGAAGUCCCCCCAAAUGAAUUUGUCAACAAGAAGUUAACAGAAAAACUGGAACAGCAGAUGCGGGACCCUAUGGCUGUCUCUGUUGGGGCCAUGCCUGCGUGGUGUACCCAGUUGAUGGCUUGGUGCCCUUUCUUAUUUGGUUUUGAAGCGAGGUGCAAGUAUUUUCAUCUGGCAGCAUUAGGCCGAUCGCCAGUUCAAACUCAUUCCGUGUCUCAUGGUAAUGCUGGAGGUUCUGGUGGCAGGCAGCAAAGCCGCAGGAAAAUUUUGGUUCACCGAAAUAAAAUACUAGAAUCUGCUGCACAAAUGAUGGAACUCCAUACCCAUCAAAAGGUUCUUUUUGAGGUGGAAUAUGAUGAAGAGGUGGGUACUGGUCUAGGUCCAACAUUGGAAUUCUAUACAUUGGUCUGCCAUGAGUUCCAGAGAAGUGGCUUAGGUAUGUGGAGAGAUGACACUGUUCCACUUCAGUGCACAGCAGUUUUAGAGACUGAGAAUACGGGAUUUCUGGUGUCCCCUUUUGGACUCUUCCCACGCCCUUGGUCACCCUCGCUCAGUGCAUCAAGUAGCUCUGUAUAUUCAGAUGUGAUUGAAAAAUUUUCUCUUCUGGGAUAUAUAGUUGCUAAAGCUCUUCAAGAUGGUAGAGUUUUGGAUCUUCCGUUUUCAAAAGCUUUGUAUAAACUCAUUCUGGGGAAGGAACUUAGCUUGUACGACAUCCAGUCAUUUGAUCCUGCAUCUGGUAGGGCUCUUUUAGAGUUUCAGGCUGUUGUCGAAAGGAAGGAGUAUCUGAGGUCUGUGUGUAAAGAAGAAUCAGCUGAUCUUGAUGUAUGCUUGCGGAACACGAAAAUUGAGGAUCUCUGUCUUGAUUUCACCCUUCCUGGGUAUCCAGAUUAUGUUCUUGUACCUGAGACUGAUUCAAGGAUGGUAAAUCUCUAUAAUUUGGACGAAUACAUUACACUCAUUGUCGACGCGACAACAAAAUCUGGAAUCGCUAGACAAGUGGAAGCAUUCAAGUCAGGUUUUGAUCAGGUCUUCCCCAUUAAACAUCUGAAGGUCUUCACAGAAGAAGAAUUAGAGCGGUUACUAUGUGGAGAACAUGUGCUAUGGAAUUCAGAGGAUCUUUUGGAUCACAUCAAAUUUGAUCAUGGCUACACAAUUAGCAGUCCUCCUAUAGUAAAUUUACUGGAGAUCAUGCAAGAGUUUGAUCUGAAGCAGCAAAGAGCGUUCUUACAGUUUGUGACUGGGGCACCCCGGCUUCCAACUGGGGGGCUUGCUUCUCUCAACCCUAAGCUUACGAUUGUUCGGAAGCAUUGUAGCAAGGGGAUAGAUGCUGAUUUGCCGAGUGUGAUGACAUGUGCAAAUUAUUUGAAGCUUCCUCCUUACUCUUCAAAAGAAGUCAUGAAAGAGAAGCUCUUGUAUGCUGUAACUGAGGGACAGGGAUCAUUCCACCUUUCAUAAUCUGCCAUAAUGUUGCAGUACCAGGUAUAUAACAUGUGAAUAUGGAUUUAGGUUAGCUGAUGAUGUACAUAACGUGGGAAGCUGGUUUAGCUGCUGAGUAGCCGCAGCGGCUGGAGAGCGGAUCGAGUCGGAAAGAGAUGGAAGCUCUUCAGUCGUUCACUCUAGUUGUGAAAUGUGUAUAUAUGGCAUUCGCUGAUUAACACGAGUAGACGAGGUUGGAAGGUGAAUGUGUAGGGGCACAAAGACUGUACAGUUUUUCUUUCAAUCGUUAUAAAAUAGAUGCGUUUCAAUAAUUUUAAAGCAAUGGAAUAUAAUCUCUCUCUGAUGUCGCUCGGUGUGCAUAUGUGAGACGGGCAAGGACCCGCGCCCGCGCCUGCGCCUGCGCCUGCGCCUGCUGCUGUUUAUGUGUGGGUGUCUCCAAUGCGUUUCCACUGUAUAUACAUUGUGGUUUGGUCUGUUGAUCAGCCUGUGGAUGUACAUAUUACACUUCAUGGUAUCAUUAAAUGUGUUGAAUGUGAUA